Messenger RNA from Oncorhynchus gorbuscha (pink salmon), 2367 nucleotides. RefSeq names its product zinc finger protein 2 homolog. Bases 186 to 1760 code for a protein of 524 amino acids. The transcript is spliced from 2 exons. NCBI's taxonomy places the organism in Eukaryota, Metazoa, Chordata, Actinopteri, Salmoniformes, Salmonidae. The record is from RefSeq and is a predicted model, not a curated record.
GCGUGUUAGCCAAACCGAUACAGCUCGUUAGACGCUUUCGUGUAUAUUAGCCCCUAUGUUUUAAACCCAUGUCUGUUGUCUAGUUAGUUAUCCAUUUUAAUGUAAUAUUUACUGUGUUGUUAUUGGUAAACUAGCUGGCUGGUUAAAUUAGCACUAUCCUAGCAAGCAAGCUGACAUCGCCGACCAUGACCUCACUAAGCUACUCUCCAACUAUUAAAGAAGAGGUCUGCUGGACGGAGAAGGAGGAUGCUGUUCGAGUGAAAGAAGAAGAGAAAGAAGUUACAGUAAAAGAAGAGGGAGACGCGUUCAGAGUGAAAGUGGAGGAGGAAGUUACUGUGAAAGAAGAGGAGCAAGAGGAGGAUGGAGUUGUCGGAGUGAAAGAAGAGAAUAGGAAGAUGACUGUCACAUCGAAAAAGGAGGAGGAGGAGGAAGAGGAAACUGGAUAUCUGGGCUCGGUUUCCCAAAGUGGUCUUAAGGCAUCCUAUGGUUGUAACGAUGAAGUUAGCCUUAAAAUGCGUUUGGGAAAAUUGGCCCAGAUUAACACUAGAGAGAGACUUGACUAUCGUGGAUCCUCUGUAGAGCCUCAACAAUAUUAUGAAGCUGACGAGGCAGAGAAGAGUCUCUCCACAUCAGAACACCUCAAGAAAAACCAGCGGAAACCCACAGGGAAGAAAUCUCACCGAUGCUCCGACUGUGGGAAGAGUUACUCAAGAUCAGAUUCACUAAAGGUACACCAGAGAAUUCACAAUGGAGAGAAACCUUAUACCUGUGAUCAAUGUGGGAAGCGUUUUGUUACAUCUAGCCGUCUGACUAUACACCAGAGAACACAUACAGGAGAGAAGCCAUAUAGCUGUGAUCAAUGUGAGAAGAGUUUUGUUACAUCUAGCCAUCUGACUAUACACCAGAGAACACACACAGGAGAGAAAUCUUACCAUUGCUCUGACUGUGGAAAGAGUUACUCAAGAUCAGAUUCACUAAAAGUACACCAGAGAAUUCACACUGGAGAGAAACCUUUUAUCUGUUAUCAGUGUGGGGAGAGUUUGAAUGAUCCAAGCAGCAUGAAAACACACCAGGGAAUUCAGGCUGGAGAGAAACGUCAUUGCUGCUUUGACUGUGGGAGGAGAUUCACCCCUUCAGAGGACCUUAAAAAACGUCAGAGAAUUCAUACAGGAGUGAAACCUUAUAACUGUUAUCAAUGUGGGAAGAGUUUUACUGAAUCUAGACAGCUGACAAUACAUCAGAGAGCACACACGGGAGAGAAACCUUACCCCUGCCCUAACUGUGGAAAGAGUUUUGUUUCUUCAGUACAUUUAAAAUCACACCAGAGAACACACACUGGGGAGAAGCCUUAUAGCUGUAAUCAAUGUGGGAAGAGUUUUACUCACUCAAGCUGCCUGAUGGUACAUCGGAGAACACACACAGGAGAGAAACCUUAUAGCUGUAUCCAAUGUGGGAAGAGCUUUGUCACAUCUAGCCGUCUGACUAUACACCAGAGAACACACACAGGAGAGAAGCCUUAUAGCUGUGAUCAAUGUGGGAAUAGUUUUACUACAUCUAGCCAUCUGACUAUGCACCAGAGAACACACACAGGAGAGAAGCCUUAUAGCUGUGAUCAAUGUGGGAAGAGUUUUACUACAUCUAGCCAUCUGACUAUGCACCAGCGGACACACACAGGAGAGAACCCUUAUAGCUGUGAUCAAUGUGGGAAGAGUUACACUGGUAGAAAAUCUCUGAUUAAACAUCAGAAAAUACAUAUAUGAGGACGUUGUACCAUGAUUUCAAUUAAAUAAUGUCACAAUGUAGAAUGUUUUUAACAUUGUAGUAGGAGUAUUUUAAUGUCACAAUGUAUAACCCUAAACGUUUGCCCCCCCCCCCCCCAUUCUAUUGAUAUUAGCCUCAUAAGGGCAAAAAAAACAGGCUCUGAAUUGAAAGAGCACUAUUUAUGUGAUUAACAAAGAAAGUGUUGCAUUACACUUACCGUGUUGGGACCCACUUGAAAAAAAAUGCAACACCUCAAAAUGUAGCUAGAUGUUUUCUACAAAUUGUCCUCUAACCAGUGAUGUAAACAUUAUUCCCAGAUUUCAUGUGGUUUUUGAGCUGUUACUUUUAUUUUAACAGGACAUGUAACCUCAUGUCCCCCCUCUCGUGCAACUGAUUUCAAUGUGAUAUCUAUAUGAGUGAUGACAUAAGUGUUGCAUUUCUCUUAAUUUUUGCGGCCCCUAAAUUUAAACGCAUUACUUCAAAAUGAAAUUCAACAAAUUAACUUUUAACAAGGCACACCUAUUAAUUGAAAUGCAUUCUAGGUGAAGCUGGUUGAGAGAAUGCCAAGAGUGUGCAAAGCUGUCAUCAAGGCAAAGGGUGGCUACU